Messenger RNA from Penicillium psychrosexuale, 1293 nucleotides. RefSeq names its product transcriptional regulator family TF. Gene Ontology annotation, molecular function: DNA-binding transcription factor activity; transcription cis-regulatory region binding. The transcript has 5 exons. Gene Ontology annotation, biological process: positive regulation of transcription by RNA polymerase II. The record is from RefSeq and is a predicted model, not a curated record. Gene Ontology annotation, cellular component: nucleus. NCBI's taxonomy places the organism in Eukaryota, Fungi, Ascomycota, Eurotiomycetes, Eurotiales, Aspergillaceae. The coding region runs from base 1 to 1293 and encodes 430 amino acids.
AUGCCAAGGCGACUUGAGCACAAUCGCGACGGAAAACGACCCAAAUGUACCCCAUGUCACCGCAUUGCGCGUGAUUGCCAUUGGCUUCAGGAAGGAGGCACAACAACAGCGCCGGUAGUUCCAGUCUACCAAUCGAGCCCUUUGAGCGCAGCUACUCCCCAUGAAACCGAAUAUACCUCCACGGAGCAUCCUGAGUAUGCCUUACAGGACCCACAAGUUGCCAAAUUAUUCCGCCACUACAUAGCAACCUUGGCCGCGUGGUAUGAUCUCAAUGAUAGCAAGCGCCAUUUCAAGGAUGUUGUUCCCGUCAGGGCGAGAUAUAAUCCGCUAUUGCUCAGUGCUAUUCUCGCGUUUGCUGCUGCUAAUCAACACCGCACCCUUGGCGAAGAAGCGUAUCUGGAUAUUGCUGAAUUCUACCACUAUGAUAGUGUGCGGAGAUUGAUCUCCCUCACGAAGAAUAUCGAUAGCAUUCCUCUUGGCGAAACACUCGCCGCCAUUUGUCUUUUGCGAUCUUAUGAAAUUAUCACACAAAACGUCAGCUCUCAGAGUCACCUGCAAGGAUGCUAUUCUCUACUAGCGAGUCAGCGUAUCCAUCUCACAGCAGACCUACUCAGCGCAGGUUAUUGGAACUACCUCCGAGAAGACAUCACAGUGGCUCUCAUAGAGCAACGCGGUUUAAUGAUCACUCUGUCCAAUCAAAAUGCCCCAGCAGAACCAACCGAGGAUGCGGACUUUGCUAGUUCCAUCACAUUCCUGCUCGGCAAGAUUAUCAACCGGUGCCUGGCAGUCGAUUCACAAGCAUUAGCCCCCCUCGAAUGGGAAGCCAUGAAAUCUGAACUAGACAAGUGGAAAGCAUCACUCCCGUCAUCGUUCGACACGAUACAAACCCCCGGGCUCGGGAAACAGAGUAGCUUCCCGUCUAUUUGGACACUGCGAAGCUGGCAUACGUCGACUCUCCAUUACUACCAUACCGCCAUGGGAAUUCUAUGGUUGGCUCAGCCUGCAGCUCAACCCUUGAAAGCUCUACAACGCAUCGACGAUAUGGAAUCUAUACAGCGGAAGUUAGAAUACCACGCGACGGAGAUUUGUGCCCUGGCCCUUUCGAGCGACUCCGCACCCGUCUGGGUCAAUGCUUUUGGCCCGAUUGCAUUCUAUUGCCCUUGGCUUCGCGAUACCCAGAAGCGCGUGGAAAUGGCAGGAGAGUUGGAAAAGUGGGGGAAGCUGACCGGGUGGCCGGUUUCCAUUAUAGCGGAUGCUCUUUCUCCGCCAAGCACAACCUCGAUGACACUUUAG